UCAACCCUCAUCACCAUCGUCUCUCUCUCUCUCUCUCUCUCUCUCUCUCUCUCUAUAUAUAUAUAUAUAUAUAUAUAUAUAUAUAUAUAUAUGUAUAGAUACAUACUAUAGAGAUCAAGAUGAGCUUCUUGAGCAUGACGGAGGCGAGGCUGCCGCCGGGGUUCCGAUUCCACCCGCGGGACGAAGAGCUUGUGUGUGACUACCUGGAGAAGAAGGUGAGAGGCGGCAGUGAUGGCGCCGGCAGCUCCCACGGCGGCUACCCCGUCAUCGUCGACGUCGACCUCAACAAGUGCGAGCCAUGGGACCUUCCCGAGAUGGCAUGUGUGGGCGGCAAGGUGUGGUACUUCUACAACCUGCGGGAUCGCAAGUACGCGACGGGGCAGCGGACCAACCGCGCCACCAUGACCGGAUACUGGAAGGCCACCGGGAAGGACCGGCAGGUGAAGCGGCGGGGGGCGAUGGUGGGCAUGAGGAAGACGCUCGUGUUCUACCAUGGACGAGCUCCCAAGGGGAAGAAGACCGACUGGGUCAUGCAUGAGUUCCGAAUGGAAUCCAGUGAUCCACCAAGCUUCCCUCCGCUCCGUGAAGACUGGGUCUUGUGCAGGGUGCUCCACAAGAGCAGAUAUGGUGCCACCACCUCCAUGACGACUUCCUGCCAUGACCACGCAAACGCUUCCUCCCUUCCUCCCCUCAUGGAGCCUUUCAUCAGCUUCGACCCUGCGAGGCUGGAGAGCAACGCGCAGGCGCCCUGCUUCUCCGACCUCCCGCCGAGCUCGGUGCCCCUGCAAGAUGCUGCAGCUCCUCCGACCUCCUCCAUAGGUGGCUUCCCAGACUCGGGUGCCUGUGACCGUGAUGACAAGGUCAUCAAGACUCUGUUGAACCACUUCCUCCCUCCAUCUCUGCCUCAGGGAAGCUCGGAGGGCUUCUUCUUCGCUGGCAAUGGCGUGUCCCACAUGUGGAACACUUUUUAGCUGCAACCACAAGCCUCUCAUGACACACAAACAUGCACAUACUUCACCUAUAGUUAACUACAGUAAAUUGGAUUGUUAGGAACGUGUGAUGUUUAGGUUGAUGUGUUCAGCAGUAGAAUACCUAAAUCAUGUAGCAGAAACUGAGAUCCUUGACAGCAAUGCUGCCAACACCCACCAGGUUUCAGAUCUACACAUUUAUGGUAAGCAAAUACAGCUAAUUCUUGGUCACCAACCGUGUGUUCUCAUCAGGAGAACAAAAUCUAUGUAACUUGUUUUCGAAUGACUGCAGUGCUGCUUCUCUGGCACACAAACAACUGUAUGGUAUUUGUUUGGGUGAGAUCCUUCA
Molecule: messenger RNA, 1317 nt
Organism: Musa acuminata AAA Group (dessert banana)
Lineage: Eukaryota; Viridiplantae; Streptophyta; Magnoliopsida; Zingiberales; Musaceae
Product: NAC domain-containing protein 21/22
Exons: 3
Coding region: 120-971 (283 amino acids)
Biological process (GO): regulation of DNA-templated transcription
Molecular function (GO): DNA binding
Source: RefSeq, a predicted model, not a curated record